Molecule: messenger RNA, 3468 nt
Organism: Orycteropus afer afer
Lineage: Eukaryota; Metazoa; Chordata; Mammalia; Tubulidentata; Orycteropodidae
Source: RefSeq, a predicted model, not a curated record
AUGGGGAAGCUGCGCCGGCGGUACAACAUCAAGGGGCGCCAGCAGGCGGGCCCCGGCCCCUCGAAGGAGCCCCCGGAGCCGCCCCCGCGGAUGAUUUUAGGGGACAAGGGGACGUUGAAGGGUGUCGACGGGAGCAACGCCCUGGUUCUCUUGGGGAGGAAGAAGAAGACCAAAGCCCCUCCCCCAUCGAGGAAGGAGAAGAAGCCGCUGACUAAGAAAGAGAAGAAAAUGCUGCAGAAAAUCUUGGAACAGAAGGAAAAGAAGAGCCAGAGAGCAGAGAUGCUCAGGAAAUUGAGUGAAGUCCAGGUUUCCGAAGCAGAGAUGAAGCUCUUUUUCACCACGUCUAAGCUGGGCCUGGGAGAACGCAUGUACCGCAGCAAAGAGUGAGUCCCUCGGGAGCCCAACGAGGCAGCCCCCCAGGGUGCGGAAAAGAUCAGCAGCCUCAGCGGGGCCCACCGGAAGCGCCGCCGCCGGCAGUUGGAAGAGGAGGAGUCCGAAUCCUCUGAGGCGUCUGAGGGCGACGAGGUCCUGGCCGCUGGGCAGGUAGAGGCUGGUGCAGGGACGGCCACGGUGCAUCUACCGCCUGCCCCGCCAGAGGCCCAGGGCGAGAGCCCAGUGUCCGGCUGUCAGCCCGCUCCGGCCAGGACCCCUACCCCUGUUCCUGCUCCUCCAGCAGCCAAGCCCUUGGUGAAGCCCGCUGUCUUCGUCCCUGUGAGCCGCUCCCCCGAGAUGCAGGAAGCCCGGCUGAAGCUUCCAAUUCUCGCGGAGGAGCAAGUGAUCAUGGAGGCCGUGGCCGAGAACCCCAUCGUCAUCGUGUGUGGCGAGACCGGCAGUGGCAAGACCACGCAGGUGCCCCAGUUUCUCUACGAAGCUGGCUACAGUAGUGAUGACAGCAUCAUUGGGGUCACAGAGCCACGCCGAGUGGCUGCCAUGACCAUGUCCCAGCGAGUAGCCAAGGAGAUGAACUUGUCACAGCGCGUCGUCUCCUACCAGAUCCGGUACGAAGGCAAUGUGACUGAAGAGACCAGGAUCAAGUUCAUGACGGAUGGCGUGCUGCUAAAAGAAAUCCAGAAGGACUUCUUGCUGCGGAAGUACAAGGUGGUGGUCAUCGACGAGGCUCACGAGAGGAGCGUGUACACCGACAUCCUCAUCGGCCUCCUGUCCCGCAUCGUGGCCCUCCGUGCCAAGAAACACCUGCCGCUGAAGCUGCUCAUCAUGUCGGCCACACUGCGGGUGGAAGACUUCACCCAGAACCAGCGGCUCUUCACCAGGCCGCCCCCAGUCAUCAAGGUUGAAUCCAGACAGUUCCCAGUGACGGUGCAUUUUAACAAGCGGACACCGCUGGAAGACUACACCGGCGAAUGCUUCCGGAAAGUCUGCAAGAUCCACCGGAUGCUGCCUGCAGGUGGCAUCCUGGUGUUCCUAACAGGACAAGCAGAGGUGCACGCGCUGUGCCGCAGGCUUCAGAGGGCCUUUCCCCGCACCAGACGCAGGCCGCGAGAAAAGGAAGAUCAGCAAGAUUCGGUGGGAGAAAUGCGGAAGUUUAAGAAGUCACGGACGAGGGCAAAGAAGGCACUGUCUGCGAUGUUGCCCCAGAUCAGCCUGGAUAGCUACUCGGUGUUGCCAGCGGGCGAAGGUGACGAGGACAGGGAGGCGGAGAUGGACGACGAGGAGGAGGCCCUGGGCUCCGACCUGGAUCUCGACUUGGGGGACGAGGUGGCAGGUGAAGGUGAGCAGCCGGACCCCUCCCUCCCGCUCCACGUGCUCCCCCUCUACUCGCUGCUGGCCCCCGAGAAACAAGCACAGGUCUUCAAACCUCCCCCGGAGGGGACGCGGCUGUGUGUUGUGGCCACCAAUGUGGCUGAGACGUCCCUCACCAUCCCCGGCAUCAAGUACGUGGUGGACUGUGGGAAGGUCAAGAAGCGUUACUACGACCGUGUCACCAGCGUGUCCUCCUUCCGUGUCACCUGGAUCUCCCAGGCGUCAGCCGAUCAGCGAGCAGGCCGGGCCGGCCGCACAGAGCCUGGCCACUGCUACAGGUUGUACUCAUCUGCAGUCUUUGGUGACUUUGAGCAGUUCCCGCCUCCUGAAAUCACCCGCAGGCCCGUGGAAGACUUGAUUCUUCAGAUGAAAGCUCUCAACAUCGAGAAGGUCAUCAACUUCCCCUUCCCAACCCCUCCCUCUGUGGAGGCCCUCAUUGCUGCGGAGGAGCUGUUGAUCUCGCUGGGGGCCCUUCAGGCGCCCCAGAAAGCAGCGAGGAUGAAGCAGCUGCAGCGGUCUCGGGUGAGCUGCCCCAUCACCCCCCUGGGCAGGACCAUGGCCACGUUUCCGGUGGCGCCCCGCUAUGCCAAGAUGCUGGCCCUGAGCAGACAGCACGGCUGCCUGCCCUACACCAUCACCAUCGUGGCCGCCAUGACGGUGCGCGAGCUGUUUGAGGAGCUGGACAGGCCAGCUGCCAGCGACCAGGAGCUUGCCACGCUGAAGAGCAGGCGGGCCCGUGUGGCCCAGAUGAGGAGGACCUGGGCCGGGCAGGGGGCCUCCCUGCUGCUCGGGGACCUCAUGGUGCUCCUGGGUGCUGUAGGGGCCUGGGAGUUUGCUGGUGGCUCGCCACAGUUCUGCGAAGCCAGCGGGCUGCGGUAUAAGGCCAUGACAGAGAUCCGACGCCUGCGGGGCCAGCUGACCACCGCAGUUAAUGCCGUGUGCCCCGAGGCGGAGCUCUUUGUGGACCCCAAGAUGCAGCCGCCCUCCGAGAGCCAGGUGACCUACCUGCGGCAGAUUGUGACGGCCGGCCUGGGCGACCACCUGGCCCGCAGGGUCCAGAGCGAGGAGCUGCUGGAUGACAAGUGGAGGAACGCCUACAAGACCCCACUCCUCGAUGACCCCGUCUUCAUCCACCCCAGUUCUGUCCUCUUCAGAGAGCUCCCCGAGUUUGUGGUCUACCAGGAAAUUGUGGAAACCACCAAGAUGUACAUGAAAGGUGUCUCGGCUGUGGAGGUGCAGUGGAUACCCGCACUCCUGCCCCCUUACUGCCAGUUUGGCCCGCCGGCCGAGGAGCCACCCCCCACCUACUGCCCUGAGACGGGGCGUGUGCUGUGUCACCGAGCCAGUGUGUUCUAUCGGGUCGGCUGGCCCCUCCCCGAGGUCCAGAUGGACUUUCCCGAGGGCAUCGACCGCUACAAACACUUGGCCCGGUUUCUGCUGGAAGGGCAGGUCUUCUGCAAGCUGGCCUCGUACCGGGGGUGUCUGCUGUCCAGCCCCACCACGAUGCUGAAGACGUGGGCCAGGCUGCAGCCCAGGACCGAGAGCCUCCUUCGAGCCCUCGUCUUGGAGAAAGCAGACUGCCGCGACGCCUUGCUAGCCGCCUGGAAGAAAAACCCCAAGUACCUGCUGGCCGAGUACUGUGAGUGGCUCCCCCAGGCUGUGCACCCUGACGUGGAGAAAGCCUGGCCCCCCACCUCUGACCGCUGA